Messenger RNA from Schistosoma guineensis, 669 nucleotides. The record is from the annotation of a GenBank genome assembly. Lineage: Eukaryota; Metazoa; Platyhelminthes; Trematoda; Strigeidida; Schistosomatidae.
GACAGUAAUGUCGUCGUCUAAUUUAGAAGCACCUCCAUUAAUGCGAAAAUUAUUAAUUGGACAAUUAUUUCAUAAUAUUGAUAAAUUGCCAAUAUAUAAUUCAAUUCGACAAAUUUGGGAAAUGGAUCUCUUUGACAACAACAUCACCACCACCAAUAAUACUAAUAAUAGUGUUCUGAAGAAAUUAUCAUGGUGUAUGCUUUGGUUACAAGGUAGAAUCAUUAAAAAUUAUCACUCACCUAAUAGUAAUAAUAAUAAUUUCAUAUUAGAUGAUGGUACAGGUGAAUUAUUAAUUGUUUAUGAUUUAGACAAAAACCAACCAGUCAAUUAUAAAGUAAAUAUUGGAGAUUAUGUUGCUGUAAUUGGUAAAUUAGUUCAACCUAAUAAAGAUAAUAAUAAUGACUAUAAUGAUAAAAAGGAAUGUUUAAAUGGUUGGCAUAUUCUAGCUAAAAGUGUUACAUAUUUAACUGAUCAUAUUAUACAACAAGAUAAUGGUGAAUUAUUAUAUACAUCAUCAUCGUCAUCAUCACAAAAGAUCAUGUCGAAUUCAGCAUUUUAUGAAUUAUCUUGGCCUUUAGAAGUUAUAGAUAUGACAUAUUCUGUAUAAAAUUGAAUAUGUUUUGUAAAUACUAUUUUUCUAUAAUGUAAAAUAAAAAUGUUCACAUUGAC